This is a messenger RNA of Chara braunii, 2618 nucleotides long. The record is from the annotation of a GenBank genome assembly. NCBI's taxonomy places the organism in Eukaryota, Viridiplantae, Streptophyta, Charophyceae, Charales, Characeae.
UGCAAGUGCGAGGAACAAACCACAAGCGGCGAGCAAGCGAACUCAGCCUAGCGGAGAGAGGUACAUUCAGAGCGAGGAGUAGUCGGGGUUGUUCUCCUCUGUCACCUACCUGAUAAGCUCUGCGGCUAUGGCGAGUGAUGCCUGCCAAUCUGGUCUCGCCUGGCGAUGGCGAUGGCGAUGGCGAGUCCUCCUUCGAGGCCGUGUUUUGCAAUUUCUGUUCUUUUCUGCAGGGUUCUUCCUUUUGCAUUUGGCAUCAUCACCAUGCGUUUCCAUGCAGCUCGACCUUGGAGAGUGCCGACCAGGUAACGGGGUGAACGUCGAGUACACUCGACUUCCAGUCUGGUCAGUCAACAGGACGGCGGGGAAAAUUGCAUCAAUUCCAGGGAGGCAUUUGGGAAAAUGGUCCGGGGUGUACUUUUCGUCUCCGUAUAAUGAUAUAUUUCCUGCGUUCAAUGGUUCGGUACCGAGGAACGCCGUUUACCGAGUGCGCGGCAAUGACCCAACAGCCAAAGAACUGUAUGAAGGAGGGGGAACAACCGUCAGCCCCGAGGUUGAGUUAAUUGCCAAGGGCAUAAGUUUCGCCAAUGUAAUACGCGCAAGUCCACAGCAGUUCAAGCGACUCUUUGCGACAGGGCAGGCCUCCAUCACAAUUGUCACCGGGCGAUUUCCGAUAGGCGGUCUUCCGGGCGACGAUGGAGGGGUCUUGGUGGUUGGGGUGGAUACUAGCAACCCCGCUGAAACUCAGACGAUUGCGAUCGUGCCGGAGAAAAGAGAUUCCAGUGGUAAUCAAUGGAUUUACAGCAACUUUUUCUUCCAUGAUGUCAAUGGCGAUGGGUUCACGGACAUCGUUACGGUGCGCAUGACUCCGGCUGGUCCUCCUUGCUUUCCUCCCAACAACUGCUGCGGACCCCCUUGGAGUGGACAGCCUCCCUUUGACUGCUUUGAGGGGCCCUUUUUCCCUUUCUGGGGGCAGGUAAUCUGGUUCGAGCAGCCUCAGAGCUUGAAAGCUGCAAGAGCUGGGAACUGGCCACUGCGGGUCCUCAUUGGCGGGAAUCGUCAGAUCAACUUGGGACCUUCUACAGAGUUAGACUUGCAAGAUAUCGACGGUGAUGGUGUCCCGGAGAUGGUUGCCGUCGACUUCUGGGGCAAGAGGGUGCACCUCCUUUGGGCUGUCAAUCCUUCCAGAAACCAAAGCUGGAGCGAUCCCAAGAACAUCAAGGUGGUCACUGUGACUGAGAAGACUCUGGGCAACAUAUACGAUUGCGAAUUCGCAGAUGUGAACGGCGAUGGGCGUGUGGACAUCUUGGCCACAAAUCAUGUUCCCUCCAAUACGCCCUCUGUAAAAGCUUCGCUCGUGGCAUUCGAGAUUCCUCCCGACUUCAAAACCGCCCAGAACCCCAUCUUCCAAAGCCAUGUUAUUGACGAUGACUUCCCGACCCGAUGGAAACCGGGUUCCCUGGCUCCUGGAUACAUCAAGGUGCUGCCUCCCCCCAAAGGCAGGGUGCAUGCAACUGGACUGGAACAAACCCAGCCAGUCAUUCUCAUGGCAGGCGACGGCUCUGGGUCAUGGUAUGUAUAUGCACCAGUCCGUGGAUGGCGUUUCACGAAAACCACAAUCGACAGCGAUCUUUGUGAUUUCAUUGAGCCUGCAUUUGAAGAUGAGGAAAGCGCGGAGCUCUUCUCAGAUCAAGUGGUCUAUUGUAGCUGCUAUCAGUUGGGCAAGAUUUAUCGCGGCGUCCUCUCAACAUCGUUGGGCCACGAAAACCAGAUUGCGCAAAAGGGGGGUGUCUGUGUGGCGUAAGGGCUCUUCAUGCACGGUCAAAUUCAGAAAGAGACCGUAAAUUGGCAUGCAAAUCACCACACCAGGACAAUAAGAAGUAUCUGUAUCAUCAUCAUAGACAAAACCUUUUGUUUCUGGUUUAUAUAUCCUGUUUGGUUAUCGAAUCCUGUUGUUUCAAUUUCGCUACGAACAAAACCUCGAUGUUUUGCAAAAGGUGUUUCUCUCUCUCUCUCUCUCUCUCUCUCUCUCUCUCUCUCUCUCUCUCUCUCUCUCUCUCUCUCUCUCUCUCUCUCUCUCUCUCGUGUAGAUCCUACAGUGUUCUGAUAACAUGCAAUUCUCCAUCAAGCAAGAAGUAAAGAAGCUUGUAUCAAUCAAGACAUAGUCAAAAACGAACAAAUAAUGUCAUAAGUCUAAAAGUCCUGAGAAUAGGAAGGGUAGAAAGGAACCCAGGGAGAGGCCAAGAGGAAGAAAGGUCGUAUAAAGAUUAUCGACUGAGCUUUCACGAGUGGACCAAGGUGGACCCCUCAAUCCCGAUGAAAACAGCGGAUAGCUUCCCCGACCCCUUCCUCCCCCCGAUCAAUAGCAUGGUGGACUUGCAGUGGUAUGGGUGGUAAGGAAGGAAAAAAGAAGUAGACAUGGGACAAGGGGAGGGAUAAGGGAGCCUGGGAGAGAGGGGAAGUAGGCCUGGGACAAAGAAAGUGUUCUGAUCAGGGCGGGAAAGGGGGGAUCUAGUGUGCAAAAGUAAGAGUCUGGCGCCUGUGUCUGGGUGAAGAGGUUCUCCCCCUCCCUGUGCAGUUAAUCCCCUGGGGUUCCAGGGCAAUCAAUGCUGGCAGGAGCA